Biomphalaria glabrata is the source of this 10033-nucleotide messenger RNA. RefSeq names its product zinc finger FYVE domain-containing protein 26-like. Gene Ontology annotation, molecular function: metal ion binding; phosphatidylinositol-3-phosphate binding. The record is from RefSeq and is a predicted model, not a curated record. The transcript is spliced from 47 exons. Gene Ontology annotation, biological process: double-strand break repair via homologous recombination; mitotic cytokinesis; regulation of cytokinesis. Gene Ontology annotation, cellular component: lysosomal membrane; midbody; centrosome. Bases 148 to 9513 code for a protein of 3121 amino acids. NCBI's taxonomy places the organism in Eukaryota, Metazoa, Mollusca, Gastropoda, Planorbidae.
GAGGCACGUGAUAUAUAAAAUGGCGACACCCUUUGUUUAUUUAUUGUUAAACAAUAACAUAAGAACGAAAUCUUUUAAUGACAAUAUUUCUUAUUAAUUCCAUCUUCAUUUAUAGUCUGGAUCUAGUCUAGGUAUCUAGCUAACACGAUGACGCCAGAAAAUACUUUUCAUGGAAUAGUGAAACAAUUAACAGAUUCAGAAUACCAGAGUAAAAUAGUGGAUUUAUUUACAUUUUUUUGCAAUCACGUCUAUUUGGGACAAUGGGAGCUUGCAAGAACUGCUAUUUCGUCUCUAUGUACAUCUAGAGGAGACGACGGCAGUACACAUUUUAUUAAUAUAUUGAAAAAUUUAGCAGAAUGUCCUUUUUCUCAAAGCCUGGGCUCUCUGACUGUGCCAUCAGCUCAUCACUUAUCAUGGCUGUGUUUACAAGAACUUAGAGAUUUGUUACCAGAGUCAGAGAAACAUUGGAUUGAUCAUUUGACUAAAGAUGUGGAUUUUCGCCUGACAUUAUUUUAUUGGAAGGAUGUAGAGGAUGAUAUAAUUCAGGAGCUGUACAGAUUUUUCCAAAGAACUGUACUGAAAAUUUCUACCACACAUGGGGAAACUCCAAAUGUCAGUCUAUCUGCCAAUACCUUAAAUGCAAUGAAAAAGAUCUUAGUCACAUCCCCUAGUCUGGGUGACUCCAUCGUCAGGUCCUUGAUGGGAAUAAAAGAAAGUUCAGAAAAGAAAAUUAAUGAAAUAUUACAAGGUCUCUACAUCGAAUGCAUGAACUAUUUGCUAGAUAAGAUAAAAGAUGCUGACAUCUCACUCAGAGAAAGUCUGUGGGAAAAACUGUUUGAAAUUUUAUCAUUUUACGAUCCUGUUCCAUAUUGGAAUUACCUUCAGCUUCGCCAACUAUUUUCACGUUUGCUUUCAAUGGCUAGGGAAUAUCACAUUGCGUCAGAGAGGAUAGUGUCAGUUCUUAUUGGCAGAACUUCACCAUAUUUGUUGGGCGAGUUUUGUCAAAUAUUUCAUGAGACAUCAUUUACAAAUAUUAGAUUACCAUUAGAGAAAGCUAGUUCACUGAAUGACAGCCAAAGAAUAAGUUUGCAGAUACUGACCAAUCUUGACAGAGAUGUCUGUUGGAGAGAAUUUUCUAUCCUGUGCAACAAGAAACGUGUUCAUUUCUUAGCAGAAGUCUUGGACCUAAGUUUAUCACUUAUCAAAGCUGGACAGUUUAUGGAACUUCGGGACAUGUUGAGCUUUCCUGAGCUCCAACCAAUGAAACCUGCAGCUCUUUUGAUGGGCUGGUCACAUUGUCUUCAUUCCACAGAUGCCAGAACUCUUUUGGAUAGCCUUUGGGAUGGUUCAGAUGAUAAUCAAUGUCCAGUGCUAUCUGCCAGCUGCCGAAAAUUAGCGUACAACUUAGACUUGAUACAGUGGUGUAUUGACCGAGCUAAGCCACUCCUGUCUAACCCUGAACUGAGCCACUCGCACCAAGCCUCAUUGCUGUUUCAGGGGCUUGAGACCUACUCUGUUCUGUACAUGCUACAUCACUACACCAGUUUUGCCUCCCUUGACCAUGCAGAAGUCUUGGAGCUAUUGAGCCAUGUCACCACUGACAAAAGCAAAGAGAUGAAGCGUAAAACUGUAACAUUUCAAGAUGAAUCAAAGUUUUCUCUCUCAGAACCAAUCAAUAUUGAGCAACAGAAAGACCUGGCAGUAUACAGAAGUUUCUGUGCCAUUAAGAAUGUCAUGGAUGCUUUAGUCUUCUGCUUCUCCAACUUUGAACACAAGCUGAUGAACCCAGUGCACAUCAAGCGUGUAGUGAAGACCAAACGUCUGGACCAGCACUUCCUGAGUGAUCAUCAGGUCAGCUCAAGUGAAGGCGAGGACUCCUCAAGUCCUUUUUUGAGACUUUUAAAGCAGCCUAUUGAAGGUGAUGGAACUAAACUUAGCAGUGAAACUUCUGAAACUUUUAUCCAAUUAUACCAUGAAACUGUGACAAAGAAGCUCAGAGAAACCAGAAAUCAUUUGGCACAGCUUCAACCUCUGACUUAUAGGCUAGAAGUGUUAGAGAAUAUAUUCUCUCUCCUUUUUGUCACCCAUGAAGACCUGCAAGAUGUCCUUGACCUCGAGACAGAUGAUGAGAAUGAUGACAUUAAAAAAAGUAGUUUUGAAAACCUUGACAGUCUAAAUAUUUCUCUCUUCUCAGACGAAGAGCCUGCCCCAAAAGUGUCUCCACCGAAAAUUUCUAAAAGCGUGGAAGAAACAGUGAAGCCUUUUCCUUUGCCAAAGACUUCCUCCAGUCUUGAUUAUGACAUUCCAUUUGUAGAUUCCAACAGUCAGCCUGCAUAUGAUACACUUCCGGAAUCUUCUUACUUCACUCUAGAAUUUGAACACCUCAAGAAGGCUGAGCAAUACAAUCAAAAAAUAUCCCCAGAAAACACAAUUCUGAGCAAGAAAAAAAGGAAGCGUAGAAGGUCAAACUCUGAAUCUUCUCCUAACUUGCUGCUGGGAUUUCUAGCCAAUGAAUAUUUGGUACGUGACCUUCUACAUUUGCUUAAAACUGCUCUUGCUGACAUGAAUGCUGCAAAAUUCUCCAUCCAAAGCAAGCUCUCUACUGUGAGCUCAAAAGAGUUGAACAGGCACAGCAAACAGAGACUUGUAGAUCCAGCAUUGGAAGCAGCUUUGCAGGGAAGCCUCAAGACCUCCAUCCAGCCAGAGCAACUAGUGCAAAGGACAACAAAACUCACCCAGGCCAUCCAUGAAGCUUGGUGGAGGUUUCAGUUAGUGGCCCAUGAUGCCAUCCCCAGAGAAGCUGGACACAUUUUGCCAGAGAGAGUUAUAGUUACAGACAGUGAUAUACACUUCCUGCCAGCUUGUGAUGGCCAGGUUUUUGCAACAGAUAAAGAAGUAUCAAGUACUGAGGAAAGUAGAGGAAGGUCCAUGAGUACUUACACUAUGGUCUCUCAGUCUAACAUCAUCUCUCAGAUGAUGGCUUCCCCUGAAAGUCUUUUGGUUCAUAGUCUUAUCAAAGGGAAUCCUUCACAAGCUGCAGAGGUCAUCAAGCUUUUUCAGUUGUCAGAUAAAACAUCUGAAUGUUGUGAGGUGACAUUUUCUGACUUAUAUCACAGCAGUUCCAGCAAAAUAUGGAACUUAGAAACUGAAAGCAGGGAUGUAAAACAGCAUCCUCCAAAAUUAGGCAAGCGAAGUGUCAAGGCCUUGUCCAAAGCUGCUUCUGUUGGAGUUGCCACAGCCAGCCUCUCUAACAUUGUAGAAGAGCUGCUGUCCAAACCUUGCUUGCCACCCACACCAAAACCCAAGUCUCCAGGCUGUAGAGAAACCUUUAGCCAGAUUUUUAAUGUGGAUUCCUGUUCUGCUGUGUUGUUUGACUUGCUGUGCACCUCCUGUCAUAGCUGGGAGUCCUGCAGUAACAUGCUGGAUAUAAUUAAAACCAGAAGCAAGUUUCUUGAGCACAACCCCUCACAGCCGCCUUCUUCAGUUCAUGACCUUUCAGAUUCUCCAGAACCAAGUUCUGAUCUAGCUGAAUCUUCUUCAUCAUCAUCCUCUCCCAAGUCUGGUAAAAUUGUCACUGUACCUGGCAGUAAGCAGUUGACCCUUGGGGUUAGGAAUUGCCAUCAGUUUAUAUGGAAUCUCUAUGACUUGAUACACAUGGGAGACCACCAGGCUUCUCGUGGUCAUCAUUUGGUGACCCAAAGCCUUCAACACCAUUUCCAUUCAGCAUAUUCUUCUUUUGAAGUUAGGAAAAUGCGUAGCUUGAACAUCUCAGUCUUUGAGAUACGGCGAGCUGUUGACCAUGUUCAGCAAACUCUGACUGGGACAAUACAAGGUCAGCAGAUGGACAUUGCAGUAGAAGAUCAAGGCUCUUCACCAUCUUUGUCAUCCAGGGGAAGUAUGUCCAGUGUGUCUGGCAGUACCACAGAGAGCAACACAUCUGUGACCAAAGUGACCACAAAACAUCAGAAAGAAGAAAACUCUCUUCAUGUCUCCUUCAAAUAUCUCAUGUAUAUAAUGGAGAAACAUGCUCCUGGGGCAGGCUUUACACAGCUGUUACACAAUAAGAACUCUUCUGAGUUUAAGAACUAUUUGCUGAGUCUGUACAAACAUGUUAAAGAAAUGUCCCACCUUGUAGCUGAGACUCAAGAUGGAGUGAAAGAUGUACAAAAGAAUUAUUUUAAGGUACUGGAAGAAGGACCUAUAUCCAUUCUUGGACGUCUCAUGUUUGUUAAAAAAAUGGCACCAGCCCGAUUGGAAGCAGUGGCUGGAAAACUGAGCCUCAAGUUAACUCACACAAUUGUCUACAGCUGCUGUCCCAAGAUUCCAAGUAAACAUCCACCUUUGAAAGCAGUCACAGACAGUUCGGUUCAGAUAAACUCUUCAAGAGUUUACAAUGUAUCCCAGCAGGAUGCUACAUUGACCAAGGAUGAUGUCAGCAAUCCAGAGGAACUUGUCCAGAAACUUUUGUCUGAUUUUAUCUCAGUGAUGGAAGAUAUUUCAAGGCAGCAAAGUGCUAACAGUGUGUUUGACAUAUCUUGUGCUAGAUAUCUUGUGCAGCAGACAACAUUCACUCAACUGACUGAAGCAGUUCAGUGCCUUCAACAUUGUGACCUGACUCUCCUGAGAUGCAAUGAAGAAAAGUUGUGUUUUUUUAUUAACCUGACCAACCUGAUGCUCAUCCACUGUCAUCUUUUCAAUGUCAAGGCCAGAUAUGAGUGUCCAUCUGAAGAAGAGUCCCUUGAUUUGUUUCCUUUGGCUGCAGCAGACUAUUUAAUAUACCUCAGUAGGUUCUCAUACCAAAUAGGCCAGUUGGGAGUUGUCAGUGUCUUUGACUUACUUACUAUUAUUGGUCAUGAUGAGUUGCAGCCUUCAGCCCAAUGGAAAAAUUUAUUGGCUUCAAGAAACUUUGUUCUAAGUUCUGAUGAUCCUUGGAAGAAGUUUGCCCCUCUGCCUGAACCAAGAAAACUAUUUGCCAUCAAUACUGGAUGUAUUUCUUCUCCACCCCUAAGGGUUCUCAAACCCAGCACAGUCAUGUCCCAGAUAGAAUUGGCCAUGAAAGAAUAUCUGUCUCACACAGUCAUGGUCUCAGCAGAGAAAGAAAAAGUUUGUGUACCAGAACUGUUACUCUGGUCGGAAAAACAAUUUAUUGACAAGUCAAGGAAAGGGAACUCUAUAAGUUUGUUGACCUGGUUGCUGGAGUACAUCAGUGCUGAAAAACAAACACAGUUACAGCAACUUUUAAAACUAGAGAGUUCCCAAAGUGAACCUAUUGAUACAGAUACCAAAGAAUUACCAUUCCAGUGGGAAGUAGAUUACUUUGAUAAUUCUUUUUCUUUUACUUUUGACAUUCAUCAUGUUAAAACUGGCCAGAUCGAGCCCAUCCUUCCCAAGAAACGUAAAAUGUCCCUCUAUCCCUUCACCAACUCUUAUGAGAAAUCAGGUCAAGGCUGGAGCUUGCAGCUCCCAGUGUACAACCUGACUCCUGUUACACUGGAGUAUGUCAAACAGGACUCUCUACUGGUGGCCACCAUGGUUAGCUUGGUGUGUGCUGAUAACCUGGACAACAUUGAGCAGCAGUUCACAGAUGACCACUUCAAUCAGCCAGAGACAUCUGGGCACUACAAUGAACACCUGAUCAGGAUGCACAGGUCCUCAUCUGACAUUAGCCUUGUUGACAUUAGAAGUUACCGCUACCAGCGCCUCACUGAUGACUACCCCAUCCUUCAGCGCCACCUGCUUCACUAUAUUCUUCCCUUAGCAGGGGCUGAAAACUCUGAACUGUUGGAAAGUCGAGAACCCAUUUUAAAAUUUGUUACCAAUGAUAUUGGUGAUCAGGUCAAACUGUGUAUGUUCAGCUUACCCAACAGUGUCCAGUUUCAGUGUGUUAUUCAGGACAUGGCCAACCAGCUGCUGGAAGAUCAAAAGUGGACAGAGACUUUAAAUAUCUUGAGGAGCCUGCCAUCUAGUGUGGUCAGUGACCACAUCCACUUGCAGAUACUCCACGACUUUGUCCUGAGUUGCUGGGCAAUAGCUCAGUGCAAAACGACUAGUCAGCUCGUGAAGGUAGCAGAUGGACUUAAAAAGUUUUACAACCCAUUUAUUCAGGCCAGAACACUGUUGACUAUAUGUGAUCUACUUCCUAUAGCUGUCAGCAAGGACUUGCUAGACUUGUGUUUGAAUCAACUGGACCAAAAGUCAGGCCUGUGGUUGGCAGUGUACAACAAGUUUCAACUGUACAGUUUGUACUGCAAAAUUUAUGAUUGUGCACAGAGACUACUUCCAGAGGCAACAGACUCGACACUCAACUGCUCAGACCAACAGCUGAGUAAAACUCUAGAUGCAUUGACUGCCAGUCCUCAGAUCUCCACAUACUGCUGUGAUAACCCUGUGGACAUUUUGAAGGUCUUAGAAAAAGCUGGUGACUUUGUGUCUGCUACAGCCUGGGCUGAACUUCAGAGUUUAGAUCUAGAGAUUGUAAGAAGUAUCAAGCAGAGCCAUGUUCAUUAUCUUCUGACUCUGGAGAGUCCAGACACCUUGACAGCAUUCCAGCUGCUAGACACACUGCUCAACACAUCACCCGCUGAGUGCCUGUCAGUUUGUCAGACUUUGAUUGGAUCCCUUGUGCAGCCAAGAGAGAUCAAGUUUGUGCUGAGCUUCAUGCUGAAGUAUUUGUCCAACCUCUUGCCUUCUGUCGACCUUGAAGAUUUGAUGCUCAGGCGUAUUGGGGCUAAGGCCUUGAUGUGCUUGCCUUCUAGACUGCAAGCUGAAUACAAUCAUCUUAUCUCAUGCCCAAGACUGAUAUUGGAACAACUUUUAAUGAAUAUGAAGGUGGAGCUAGCAGGACAGAUAUUUGAAGAGAUCAAGUCAGAUUUCAAUGAGAUCAAAGAACUAAAACUGAGGGUCACGCAAGAAGAGUUUAAUGGUCUCCUGGUCACUUAUGCCAAUAAGGCCAUACAAGUCAAUGUGGUCCAGGUCACAACCGAGUCAGCCCGCAGUCAGAGUUCAAACUCAAGCAGUUCAGCAGGCCCAGAUGACUUGAAUAUCACACAACGUUACAUUGCAGAAAAUGUAUCACCAACUGGAAGCUUCAUGAACAGACAGGAAGUGGUCAGCAAAGUUUCCAGAAGACAGUCUGUCCUGCUGGCCAGAGACAAGCAAACAUUUGUCAUGCCAUCACAACCUCCAACUCAGGAUCAGUGGAUGCCAGAUAGUGCUGCAUCUGUAUGUACUGUCUGUAUGGUGGAGAGGUUUAGUAUGUUUAACAGACGCCACCAUUGUCGCAGGUGCGGUAGAGUUGUGUGUGCCACUUGUUCAACUAAACAGACUUUGGUAUUUGGUGUGAUGGCCAGAACUUGUGAUGACUGCUGGCAUCAGAUAAAUAGUGAUCACAGAAGCUACGAUGAACAGGAGAUCUACAGUCAUAGAAUAAAAGACAGAAUAUCUGGAGUCAGCAGUAGUCCAAGCAGUAUGGUGUCCAGCCCAGCAGCAUCUUCACUCAUCAAUACUCUGCAAACUUCUGAUAAGUUGAAGCAAAGUCUGUUGUCUGCCAUACAUCAUGUGGACCAUGCCUGGAAACUAAGACCUGAUCUGACCUACAGUCAGUUGGUUAGAUCAGAGUUCUACUAUGAACAAGCCCCCAGUGUUGCCCUGUGUGUCUCUCUGUUGAAGCAAUAUAGCUCCAAACAAGAGGCUGGGAAACUCAUUCUACAGAUUUGUGACCAUCUGUCAACGUACUUAGUUCCAGCGUCUCCUGGUGUUCCCAAUCCAGAGAUAGAUUACAGUUUGAUCAUCAGUGUGAUGAAGCAACUUGUUUUCCAUGCCAAACUGGAUUUUGUUGAAAGUCAUGAUGCAGACUUGAUGGACCAAUCAGAUCUUUACAUGGCACGCAUUGACCUACUUCAAGUCAUGGUAGAGGCUAAUUACCAAGACUUACCCACAAUCAGAGAGUUAACAAAACAAGACUCUGUUAGACGUCUUAGGGACAAGCUGAUCACAGAUGAAAGACUGAAUCUUGCUAUGGAAGUUUCUAUGAAAUGUGGCAUUGAUCCUGCAGGGGUGUGGGCUGCAAUGGGCUUUGCUUGUUUUCAUUUAGGAGAUUUUCAAGGGGCAAGAGACAAGUUUAGUCACUGCUUAAAGCCAAUACCAGAUAAAAAUCAAGGUUCUCCAAGUCAAAGCAGACUCUUAGGAGAAAUACUUGAUUUCCUAGAUACCAUACCAAGUUCUGGAGUCACUGAGUUACAGAGAUUAUUAAGCUCUCCCUCCAGUAUAUGUAACAUCCAAACAUUAUUAGUGCCAAGUAAAGGUGAAGAGAAUCGCGUGGAGUCAGUUCCAUACAAAGAAUGUCUGUACUACUUGAGAACUUAUGGAAGCUAUAUGGAUCACAUCACUUUUCUUCGACAACACAGUUACUGGAUGAAAGCUGUACAGUUUGCUGUUGAUCAUCAAUGUGCACCAGAUGUGUUUGUGAAUGGUUUAAUGAUUCCAGCCAUGAACUCUGGAGAAAUGGGAAGACUUUUGGAACAAAUGUUGAUGCUGGACCCCACCUUAGACAAGUGGACAGGCUACCUGACUGCAACUUGUAAAUAUUUGUUAAAACAAAAAUAUUUCUCUACUCUGUAUCACAUUCAACUUUUUAUGAAGGAUUACAUUCGUGCAUCCAUGACAUGUGUCAGUCAUUUCUAUCAGAAAUCAGCCACUAGUUACUUAGACUUGUUUGGACGUAUGCAGUUUUUGUACACAGCACAGCAGCAUUUACAGGCCUACUUAGAUCCAAGUCAGUGGGGAAGUGUACCUCACCCACUAGCCCCAAGAACUCCUUCCAAAGUUCAGAGUCCAAGCUGGGAUAAGUUUAACCCAGAGUCUGCUGCCAGAAUGACUUUGACACCUGAUCAAGUAAACAGACACAUCCGUACAAUAAAUCUACAAAUUGAAGUUACAAAAUUUCUUGAGCAAAGCCUGACACUAGGUACAUCUGCUGCUGUAUUUUCUGCCAAAUCCCAGGUGCCCACUUUGUUUGGUCAGAGUUCUGCUAGGACAGAUCUAGUUAGCUUGAUAAUUCUUAGUGGCAUGGACUUCAGAGUGAGAUUUAACUUGGCAGUUAAAAUAGUGAGGGAGUGCCGACUGAACCCCACCCUUUUGUUCACACAAUGCUCAAGGGAGCUGGCCAAACAAAGCCGCUUUAGUGAAAUCACAAACUUAACACAGGCUCUUGUGCAUGAGGGCAUGGUGGAUGAUGAGGGCAUUGAUGAAAUCAUUGGAGCCUCACUUUUAGUCCUUGCUGACAGCCAUGCAGAGGACAGAGACCAAAGUGAGGCUUUAAUUCAGAUGUUAAGGAGUGACAGUAAUAAGAUCAAUGCUCUCAUUUUGUGUGGGAAACUCAGGUCAGCUUACUUGCUGGCUGUGAAGAGAGAGAGUGUGGAGGAUGUGCAGAGGAUAGCUGGAGCAGCUCAAAGACUUGGACAGUCUGCUGUGAAAAACAUUUGCAUGAAGUGGCUGGAACAGCAUCAGAAGUGAUCUCCAGCUAAACCUUUGAACCAACAUUCCACUGUGAUCAACAUUCAUUUGCAAUUAUAGCAAGGACAUUUUUCAUAGGAAAAACUUUAUUUAUUUCAUAGUUGAAUGACAAAUAUUAUGAUCUAGUCAAUAUUUUCAAAGAAACCUCAACUGAGCUCUUUCUAUUUAUUGUGGAGUAUUACAAGAAAAUAGUGUUGUAUAUCAUAAUGUAUAUUACCGGUAUGCCUUUUUUUUUUUCAUUGUUACAUUAGGAACCAGCUUUAAAAAAAAAAAAACAGAAUUUCUUAGCGGUUGUGUUUGUCAGAGCUCUGACAUUUUCUGUUUCAAUUAUAAUCUUGUUAAUAAUUUUUUGUAGAAUGGUGAGCUUGAUAAUUCAUUAUUUGUAUGUAAAACCAAACAUAUGUCUCAACUUGUGAUACUUUCACUGUGUAUUUGAUUUUUAAUAAACAUUGGCCCUAAUCCUGUAACAUAAAGUAAUAUUGUAAAACAGAUGAACAACAAAAUAUAUUGUGUACUUGAA